Messenger RNA from Perognathus longimembris pacificus (Pacific pocket mouse), 948 nucleotides. It is a transcript of the gene Sox14, whose product is annotated as SRY-box transcription factor 14. Gene Ontology annotation, biological process: negative regulation of transcription by RNA polymerase II; cell differentiation; positive regulation of transcription by RNA polymerase II. NCBI's taxonomy places the organism in Eukaryota, Metazoa, Chordata, Mammalia, Rodentia, Heteromyidae. Gene Ontology annotation, molecular function: DNA-binding transcription factor activity, RNA polymerase II-specific; RNA polymerase II cis-regulatory region sequence-specific DNA binding. The record is from RefSeq and is a predicted model, not a curated record.
AUGAUCGAGAACCACCACAAGGCCCGGUCUGGGGCCCGCUCUCUCCAGGAUUUACUUCAGAGCGUCAGCUCUCCGCGUGCACCCCCCCCACCCCGCCUUCCGGGGCUGCGGAUUGGCGCCCAGGUUGGGGAGUCGCCGCCUCCCACGCGCUUAUCCGUCGACCACAUCAAGCGGCCCAUGAACGCCUUCAUGGUGUGGUCCCGGGGCCAGCGUCGGAAGAUGGCAGAGAACCCCAAGAUGCACAACUCGGAGAUCAGCAAGCGGCUGGGCGCCGAGUGGAAGCUGCUGUCGGAGGCGGAGAAGCGGCCGUACAUCGACGAGGCCAAGCGGCUGCGCGCCCAGCACAUGAAGGAGCACCCCGACUACAAGUACCGGCCGCGCCGCAAGCCCAAGCACCUGCUCAAGAAGGACAGGUACGUCUUCCCCCUGCCCUACCUGGCCGGGGACGAGCACCCGCUCAAGGCGGCCGUGGUGGGGGCCCCCGAGGCGCUGCUGGGCCCCCCGGACAAGGCCAGGGCCUUCCUGCCGCCCUCGGCGGUCUCGGCCUCCGCCUCGGCCGCGCCCUACUCCCUGCUCGACCCCGCGCAGUUCGGCUCCGCCGCCGCCCUGCAGAAGAUGGGGGACCCCUCCGGGGCGCCCCACCACGCCGCCCUGGCCGCCGCCCUGCCCUACGCCUCCACCCUCGGGUACCACCAGACCGCAGGAGGAGGAGGAGGAGGUGCCGCCGCCGCCGCCGCCGCAGCCUUCGGGGGCCUGGGCUGCCGCCAGCACACCCACACCCACCCGUCCCCCACCAACCCCGGCUACGUGGUGCCCUGUAACUGUUCCGCCUGGUCCGCCGCCGCCGCCGCCUCCACCCUGCAGCCCCCCGUGGCCUACAUCCUCUUCCCCGGCAUGACCAAGACUGGCCUAGACCCCUACGCCUCGGCCCACGCCGCCGCCAUGUAA